This is a messenger RNA of Impatiens glandulifera, 944 nucleotides long. RefSeq names its product ribosomal lysine N-methyltransferase 5. NCBI's taxonomy places the organism in Eukaryota, Viridiplantae, Streptophyta, Magnoliopsida, Ericales, Balsaminaceae. The transcript is spliced from 2 exons. Bases 26 to 694 code for a protein of 222 amino acids. The record is from RefSeq and is a predicted model, not a curated record.
AAGAACAAGAAAGGGGAAAGGAGAGAUGAAGUUUACAGAUUCACCAGUGAUCGAUCUUCCAAUCCGCGAUUCCAUCCUAUCAUUCCAACAAGAUAACGCUACCAUUCACGUCGGUACAUCAGUCUGGCCAUGUUCACUCGUCCUAGUCAAGUUCGUCGAACGAUGGCACCCAUCUUCCUGCACCGCCGACACCAAUCCCUACGCUUCUCUCCUUGAUUUCAACCAUAAACGUGCUAUCGAACUCGGAACUGGCUGCGGCGUCGCCGGCAUGGGUCUUUUCCUCCUCGGUCUCCACGAUAUCCUACUCACUGACAUCGCUGCUGUUAUGCCAGCCUUAAAACACAAUCUCAAGCGUAACAAAUCUGUUUUAGGUAAAACCCUAAAAUCAACUCAGCUACAUUGGAAUAAACCGGAUCAGAUUAAGUCUAUGGGAUCUCCGUUUCAUCUUGUUAUUGCUACUGACGUUGUUUACAUUGAGGAAACUGUUGGUCCUUUGAUAUCGUCUAUGGAGACGCUGGUGGCGGAUGGAGGUGCGGUACUUUUAGGUUAUCAAUUGAGGUCUCCGGAAGCUCAUGUUCUUUUCUGGGAGAUUUGUGAACGGGUUUUUGAUAUUGAGAAGGUUCCUCAUGAACAUUUGCAUCCUGAAUAUGCUUAUGAGGAAGCGGAUGUUUAUAUAUUACGGAAAAAAGUUUAGAUUAUCUGCUGAAAUCGUCCUGGUUAAGAUUUUGCUGUUUUUCAAUCUAGUCUAUGGGAUCAAAUCAAGAGCAGCUGAUAUUCUAGCAUCUGAGGAUUGGUUGUUACUAUGAAGUAUGAAGUUACUUGGCACAUUGGGAUAUAUAUUAUGUGGGAAAAUUUUACAUUAUCGAUGGAUUAUUAUGCAUUGAGCAAGUAACAACUGUGAAAACAGACAUGUUUUUAUAUUUUAUGCAUUGAGUUAGUCUUUA